AUUGAAAAAAUGGAGAAUAGCAGGCUGAUGCAGUCAAUGCCGAGAACACCAAAAUUUGAAGAAGAAAAAAAGACUGACAAAGAUAAGGAAAAAGAAGAAAAGGAGAGAAAUGGAAAGAAGACUGAAUUGGCAAGAGCUCAGAAUAAAAAGGCUCAAGAGAAAGAUAUGCCACGUUUCAAGCAGGGAGAGAAUCAGAUUGACACGGCCACUGAGACUUAUGAGCUCACCUCUGAACUUGGACAAGGAUCAUUCGGGGCAGUUUUUGGUGUCACUCGUAAAUCUGACAAACGCCAUUUCGCAAUGAAAUGCGAGUCGGUCAACAUGAAGCGAGCAAUUCUUCCCCAUGAAGCCGGUGUCCUGCUUGCCUUGAAUCAUCUUAAAUCGCCUCAUUUUCUGGAAAUGGUAGAUCAUGGGAUUGUCAACAAUCGAUUUUUGUUCGUGGUUCUGAAAUUAGUCGGAAUGAAUCUUUGGGACAUGCGUGCUCAUCUUCCCGAUAAGAAGUAUACAUUGACGACGACUCUCAGAAUUGCUGAGCAGACUUUGGCUGGUUUGAGAGAUUUGCACAGGGUUGGAUUCUUGCAUCGAGAUAUCAAACCUCCGAACUUUGCAAUCGGAAGAGAGGAAGAUGAUACCUACCAUACAGUCUUUCUCUUGGAUUUCGGACUUUGUAGAAAGAUUGCCAUGAAGGGAAAGGACUUGAGAACUCCAAGAAAGGAAUGUGCAUUCCGUGGAACUACAAGAUAUGCAGCGUUAGCAGCUCAUGAUAAUAAAGAACAAUCUCGCAAAGAUGAUAUUGAGUCGUGGUGGUACAUGAUUGCUGAAAUGAUUGUAUUCGACAUUCCAUGGAAGCAAUUUCGUGGAACUGAUCGUGAUAAUGUCCGUGGAAUGAAAUGGCGACUUCGCGCGGAUGAGACCUACUUCAAGUUUUUAUUCCGCAAAUGUUGCUACGAACAAAUGAGUGCCAUUCUUCUAUACCUCGAUCAACUAUCGUAUUCAAGUAUUCCCGAUUAUGAUUUUGUUUAUCAUCAUCUUCAAGCUGCAGCCAUUGUUAACAAUUGUUCUGCUAAAUCGCCUCCGGAUUGGGAUCCCAAAAGUCAACAUUACAAAGGGCCGAUCUACAAGGAAAGAGAACCAUAUAUUGUCAAGUCACUCGAAUGAAUUUCAAUAAAAUUUUCUCACUU
Messenger RNA from Caenorhabditis elegans, 1181 nucleotides. It is a transcript of the gene Y69F12A.1, whose product is annotated as Protein kinase domain-containing protein. The transcript has 6 exons. Gene Ontology annotation, molecular function: nucleotide binding; ATP binding. Bases 10 to 1158 code for a protein of 382 amino acids. NCBI's taxonomy places the organism in Eukaryota, Metazoa, Nematoda, Chromadorea, Rhabditida, Rhabditidae. The record is from RefSeq and is marked reviewed.